UAGAAGCAGACGAAACCUAAGUUUAAAUAUUGUAUUGUGGGUGGAGAAGAAAGAGAGAUCGAGAGGGAGAGAAUGAAGGAUGGAUGAGUCUGUGGGAUUUGGAUUCAUGGCUGUAUGUGCUGUGUCAGGAAGCAUGGUGUUGUUGGUUCAUCAUGUUCACAAGCACCUGUUCUCUAAUUUCAUGAAGAAGAUUGAGUUCGAAAUGGGUGGUGUCUUGCGCCCUCGACCCCAACACAAUCCCACUGUUUCGGAGCAGAAGCAUGAAAAGAAGUUGCGAUUCUGCGAAGAUGCAUCACCGAAGAACAAGAAUGAUCGUAAAAAGGUGACGAGGGCGGUGAUGGAGAAGGAGAGAAAGGUUUUGGUGAGUGAGGAUGUUCAUCAGAAAUGGAGGGGUGGACCCAGACUGGAGGACAUCAUGCCUCCUAACAGGGCAGUUCUCUAUAAGGGCAUUAUGAAAUACAGGACUCGCAUGGGCAAGUUUGGUUUUUGAGCUUUUUUCCCCCCUUCUUCAUUUCGUUGCCUGACUUCGUGAUUGAGUCUUCCUAUAUGUUCAUUUGUGUUUAUCGUGUGCAUAUUUUCUUGGAUUUAUCGUGUGUAUAUUUGUCUUUCCCCGUUGUGUUCCUGUAUAUUGAUUUGUUUUUUAAUUUUUUUUUUAUUUUUAGGGGUGGUUAGGCAGUGAGUGGGUUGCCAUGACAUUAAAUAUUUUUUUAUGUGUAUGUAGAUAUUUUAAUUGUCUCUGGCAGAGAAGGAAAA
This is a messenger RNA of Prosopis cineraria, 753 nucleotides long. RefSeq lists its product as uncharacterized. The coding region runs from base 80 to 490 and encodes 136 amino acids. The transcript is spliced from 2 exons. Lineage: Eukaryota; Viridiplantae; Streptophyta; Magnoliopsida; Fabales; Fabaceae. The record is from RefSeq and is a predicted model, not a curated record.